GGUUGCGCUCUACACCACGUGACGCGAUUCCUGGAAAGUUCUUGGAAAUCGGUAUUUUGUGUGUAGCUGUGGGUUUAAUGGGGAUUUGGUUAUUAAAAACACAUACCGAAGGAAAGGGAUUCAACGCCGCGGAAAAGACUCAUUGGGAUCUGUACCAAAAACAAGACAUUCUGCAUGUCCCCUUUCUUUAGGGAGAAGUGGUUUUGAAUUAUCAUCGGUAGUCGUUUGGUGCUGGAUCCACUCGCAAAUAGGACGAUACAUACAAUUCAAGAAGAAACUUGCAGAAGAAACUGGUUUUGCGACUGUGGGGAAACUGCCUGUCUUCUGUGGAAUAUUUUUUGCAUUUGUCGGAUGACUUUUGGCCUACGGCUGGGCAAUUUCGGGUGGUUCCCCAAUGACCUGCCACUCACCCGAAUCCACGGAGACCAUCGAAAACGAGAGAAGAACGGAUACCGAGUCACGAGUUGUAGAUUCCGACGAGACACGCAUCGCUCAGACCAUGAAAGACCUUAAAAAUACAGGCUGGUACUGGGGCAGCCUGACUGCCAACGAAGCCAAAGAGAUUCUCCAGGAUGCAUCAGAGGGCACCUUCCUGCUGCGAGACAGCUCCCAGAGGGACUACCUGUUCACCAUCUCUGCCAUGACCUCYGCCGGCCCAACCAACUUGCGCAUCGAGUACAAGGAGGGGAAGUUUAAACUGGACUCGGUGGUGCUGAUCAAGCCCAAGCUCAAACAGUUUGACAGUGUGGUGCACCUGGUGGARCACUAYGUGCAGCUGUCCAGGACUACCAGUAAARGUGCGUUGUCAGGGGCGUCGCAGUCCCUGGCCCCACCCAACGGGACRGUUCAGCUGCUWCUGACYAAGCCUGUGUACACUGCCACGCCCUCUCUACAGCACCUGUCCCGGAUCGCCAUCAACAACGCCACCAGGCAGGUGCAGGAGCUGCCUUUACCCAACAGGCUAAAGAACUACCUGACGGACUACAGCUACAAUGUAUAGUAGGACUACAAAUCCCAGAUGUGGUGUGGGAUAGAGAGCACUGCACCUGCCAUGUAGUGGCUAUCACCCAGUCUGAAGUCUACCUUUAGCCCCAACCACUAGACAUGGCUUGACGGCCCCCGUACUUCUGGAAGGAUUGAUGUUGUGCAAUAUGGUUAGAGCCAAGUCAGUCAACUAGUCCUCAGGAAGCUAGGUGGAAUUUCUCCCAUAUUACUACACCCUUCCAGUUCAUUUAGAGCUACAGUUGUUCAUCAAAAAGGGCUUAGAAGUUGGAGCUAAGGGUUGAUUUCAGACCCGGGUCAUGUUCAUAAUCUUUGAAACUGCUGCAAUUUUUUGUUCAAGUGGUGGUAUACCCUGCCUGCAGACCAGCUCAGGUAACAGUGUUUCAGACCCUUCUGAACUAGACUCAGGAGGGGUGGCAGUUAGCACACUUUUUUUUUUUUUUUUUUUUUCCCUUGUUUCAAAGCUUUGUUACUUUUCAUAAUCUGCCUCAUGUCUGUGACAUGAGCAUGUGACACGGUGUCCACUUUCAUUCUGAAUUAUGUUUUAGUUUGUUCAUAUUCUAUUUUUUUUGUACUGUAAUCAUAAGGCUGGGGUGUCAAACUACAUGUAGGGGAACUAACUACUACAUUUUUCAGUAGCUUGGAGGUAGUUUCAAAUCUUGGUAGUAUUUUCAGUGGUUUCAGUGGUUAAUUACUUUUUUUCGUGUAGCUAACUACUGGAACUACACACAACCCCUUUUUUUGUGUAAUAUUGGCCAGAAUUUCUUUUUUUGCAUCAGACCUACUUAAUUAUCACUUGAAAGCGUUUUGGUGUUUAAUAGGGCUGAAUAUUUGACUCCAGGGUGAUUUUUCACGUAGUAGUUUGGAUGUAGUGAACACAUUUUUCAAAAUCACUUUAGUUAAGUAAGCUAUAAGAGUAGCUUCUUCCAGUGCGACGUACUUGGUAAACUAUUUUCAGACUAGCUUCCCCAACACUGAGAAUUAUAUAUAUUUUUUUUCUCACUCAGUUCAGAUUUUGGUUUUGAUAAAGCACAAGCAAUUUACAGGCUUCAAAUCUGACGUUGGUUUCUCUCACACUGUCUCACUCUGCCGCCUCCUGCUAAGAGGUUAAAAAUAAUUACUUUCAGGAAGUGCUCAAACCUGGAUGUUGCUCCCACUAGGCAUCAAGUGUUCUGUGAAACAUCUACUUCAUCACUGCAUUUUCUUUCAAUAGAAAAUGCCCUUGAGCAAGUCAAUGCUCACACCUCAGAACUAGACCUUUAUUAGACACAGGCUGUAUCUAAUGUCUAGCUAUUAUGGCUGUGUUAAAAGGAAUUAGCUUUCCAAGCGCAUAUUGGAUGUUCGCCCAGGGGUUUUCAUUGGAUCAACGUGAAUCUUAUUUUAAUCAACAAUUUUGGAAGUAUUUAUUGAUUGUUCUACUGUGUUUCCUAUUAAAGUUACAAAUAAAUCCUGAAAGCAUGUUUUA
Salvelinus sp. IW2-2015 is the source of this 2467-nucleotide messenger RNA. RefSeq names its product suppressor of cytokine signaling 2 (gene socs2). Lineage: Eukaryota; Metazoa; Chordata; Actinopteri; Salmoniformes; Salmonidae. Gene Ontology annotation, molecular function: 1-phosphatidylinositol-3-kinase regulator activity. Gene Ontology annotation, biological process: phosphatidylinositol phosphate biosynthetic process; intracellular signal transduction. Gene Ontology annotation, cellular component: phosphatidylinositol 3-kinase complex. The record is from RefSeq and is a predicted model, not a curated record.